Molecule: messenger RNA, 781 nt
Organism: Neltuma alba
Lineage: Eukaryota; Viridiplantae; Streptophyta; Magnoliopsida; Fabales; Fabaceae
Exons: 4
Coding region: 197-781 (194 amino acids)
Biological process (GO): proteolysis; protein desumoylation
Cellular component (GO): nucleus
Molecular function (GO): deSUMOylase activity
Source: RefSeq, a predicted model, not a curated record
UAUUUUUGAUGCGGACUUCAUGGUGAGGUUUCUUCAUUAGUUUGUGAAAUGAUAAGUUUGUAUAUGAAAAUUACAAGUCCUCAAAGGCAAAUGACAAGUGUAGUAUAUAAAGUAACAACACUGUUAAGGCAAAUAACCGUCUAAAGAAACUAAUUGCAAACUGACAAAAUCAAUUUGUGUUCUUUAUUAGGAGUUAAUGAUCCGUGACCCAGCUCGGUGGGACCCUAACUACCAUGCACGACAAAUAAUUCCUCAAUUUGUCGGGUACAACAUAGGUGACUGUGACUUGGUUAUGGGUCCUGCACUUGUUGGUGAGCACUGGUUUUGCUUUGCCCUUGAACCCAACACCAUGAAGUUCUAUGUCCUGGAUUCCAUGCGAGGAACUGUUCAGUCUAAGAAGACCACAACUAAGAAGAAGCAAGCAGUCACCUAUGACCCUCAGGAAAUGGCCAUAGCAGGAUGUAGAGAAAGGUUCCAUGACAUUAUUGGCAUGGUUAGGCCAGAUUUGACUGAGAAAAUGCCAAAUUUGGAAAUUGUGCGGCCUGAUGUACCUCAACAGAGUAAUUUGAGGGACUGUGGGGUGCAUGUCCUAAUAUGGCUCAGCAGAUGGAAACCCAAUCUUCCACUAGAAUACACCCAGGGAGAUGUGGCAGCUUUUCGGCGUGAUCUAAUGUGGUGGCUGGUGAACCAUGAUAACAAUGAAUGCCGUGAGGAUGCGCUGAAUCUUAUUCCACAUCCACAGAAGGGGCGAACGUCCAAAAGGAGGAGAAAGUCCCUAUAG